Messenger RNA from Sarcophilus harrisii (Tasmanian devil), 2343 nucleotides. Its product is annotated as zinc finger protein 883-like. Gene Ontology annotation, molecular function: DNA-binding transcription factor activity, RNA polymerase II-specific; RNA polymerase II transcription regulatory region sequence-specific DNA binding. The transcript has a single exon. The record is from RefSeq and is a predicted model, not a curated record. Gene Ontology annotation, biological process: regulation of transcription by RNA polymerase II. Lineage: Eukaryota; Metazoa; Chordata; Mammalia; Dasyuromorphia; Dasyuridae. Gene Ontology annotation, cellular component: nucleus. Bases 113 to 1948 code for a protein of 611 amino acids.
CUCCUCCUCCUCCUUCUCCUUUUCCUCUUCCUCAGAUUGUGAGACCAGGAUUAAGAUCAAGAAAUUGUCUCCAGAAUGGGAAAUUCCAGAGGAAAUAGAAUUACAACAUAUAAUGUUGAAAAGACUUGCAGAGAAUAGUCUCCCAAAAUCUAAGCUGAGAAAACCUUGGGAAUCUGAGGGAAAACUAAAGACACAUUGGGAAAGACAUUCAGAAGAGAAAUUGCAAAAACAUCUUUACCAUGAAAGAGAUCUUAACGCAGUGAAAAUGAUACCUAAGAAAAUUUUUAUAGAGAAGAGCAGCAAGAAAUACAGUAAGUUUGGAAGAAGGUUCAGUUUGAACCCAAAUCCUGUCACACAUCAGAGAAUUCUUGUAAGAGAGAAUCCCUGCAAAUCUAAUAUAUAUGAAAAAAUGAAGUUUAAGCAGAAUUCAGUCCUUAUUGAAAAUCAGAAAAUUUGUUCUAGAGAGAAACUCUAUGAGUGCAUUGAAUGUGGAAAAAGCUUCACUGCACAUUCAUCUUUUACUCAGCAUUAUAAAAUCCAUACUAGGGAGAAAUCCUAUGAGUGUAACAAAUGUGAGAAAAGCUUCAGUCAGAACUCUCACAUUAUUGAUCACCAGAGAAUUCAUACUGGAGAGAAACCUUAUGAAUGUAAUGAAUGUGGAAAAUCCUUCAGCCAGAGCUCUAACCUUAUUCAUCAUCAAAUAAUUCACACAGGAGAAAAACCUUACUAUUGCAAUGAAUGUGGGAAAGCUUUCAGUUACCAUUCAGUGCUUAUUCAACAUUACAAAAUUCAUACUGGAGAAAAACCCUAUGUAUGUAAUGAAUGUGGAAAAGCUUUUAUUCAGCGCUCUAAUCUGAUUCAACACCAGAGAAGUCACACUGGCGAGAGACCUUAUGAAUGUAAUCAAUGUGGGAAAGCCUUCAGUGUGCACUCAUCUUUUAUUCAACAUAGAAAAAUUCAUACUGGAGAAAAACCCUAUGAGUGUAAUGAAUGUGGGAAAGCCUUCAGUGCACGCUCAUCUUUUAUUCAACAUAGAAAAAUUCACACUGGAGAGAAACCCUAUGAGUGUAAUCAAUGUGGGAAAGCCUUUGGUGCCCGUGCAUCAUUUAUUCAACACUGUAAAAUUCACACUGGUGAAAAACCCUAUGAAUGUAGUGAAUGUGGGAAAAUGUUUAAUGCUCGUUCAUCCUUCAGUCGACAUAAGAGAACACAUAUUGAAGAGAAGUCCUGUGAACAAAAUGAACUUAAGAAACCCUAUGAGUGUAAUGAAUGUGGGAAAACCUUUAGUUCACGCUCAUCUUUUAUUCAGCAUUGUAAAAUCCAUAGUGGAGAGAAACCCUUUGAAUGCAAUGAAUGUGGGAAAUCUUUCAGUCAGAGUUCUAAUCUUAUUGAUCAUCAGAGAAUUCACACUGGAGAAAAACCCUAUGAAUGUAAUGAAUGUAGCAAAGCCUUCAGUCAGCGAUCCAGCCUUAUUCGACAUCAUAAAAUACACACUGGAGAGAAACAUUAUGAGUGCAGUGAAUGUGGGAAAGCCUUCAUUCAGAGCUCCAACCUCAUUAAACAUCAGAGAAUUCAUACUGGAGAGAAACCCUAUGAGUGCAAUGACUGUGGCAAAGCUUUUAGUGACCGUUCAUCUCUUAUUCAGCACCGGAAAAUUCAUACAGGAGAAAAACCCUUUGAAUGUAAUAUAUGUAGUAAAUCCUUUAUCCUGAGCUCUAAUCUUAUUAAACAUCAAAGAAUUCACACAGGAGAGAAACCCUAUGAAUGUAAUGAAUGUGGGAAAGCCUUCCGUGCACGCUCAACUCUUAUUCAGCAUCAGAGAAUUCACACUGGAGAGAAGCCCUAUAGGUGUAAUGAUUGUGGAAAAGUUUUCAGUCAGCACUCUAACCUUAUUCAGCAUCAGCGGAAUCAUACUGAAGAUAAGCCAUGUGACAAAGUUUUCACUUAAUGACUUUUGUUCUGAAAAUUUAGCUCUUAAAAAGAUUUAUUUACUCUCAAACACUUGUUUACAAAUUUGUUAUGCUGCCCUUCUAUGUCCAAGGUGGGGCCCUGUCCAUGGUCUGAAUUCCAAAAUGUGUGUGCCUUUCUUGAUAUUCAAAGGUGGCUUUCUGCUAGAGCACUCACAGAUUUAACCAUUGAUUUAUUCUUUUAUUUUAAAAGUAUUAAACACAUAAAAGUAAUGUUAAAACUGUUAAACUUAAGUAAAUACUCUAAAGAUACUAUUUUAAAAUAAAUUUUAAGAGAAGUAUCUAUUUUCUUAUUUUAAGUCCGAGUCCUUUUUUCUCUGUUGUCCCUGUGUAACCAAACAAGAGCCCAAAAUAUUUACUGCUUUUUGAUUAGGGA